AUGGCGAUGAUGACUGGCCGUGUGCUGCUGGUGUGUGCCCUCUGCGUGCUGUGGUGCGGUUCCGGCGGUAGGUGUGAAGAGGAGGUGGUACCUGUUGCCGAUUUACCUGCUAAUUCUGAGAGUGGUUCUGGAGGUCCCGAAAAAGACACCGAUCAUACGGUGCCUGGUGGAGCGGAAAACCUUUCUGCACAGCAAUCACAGCUGAAUAAGGUUAGGGGUUCGCCACCCGGGAUAUCGUCAUUGGAAGCUCCCUCAGAGGUUGAAUCAAAAAAAAAGCACACGCAAUCCGACCCCGAACAUACGGAUUUACUUUCACCUUCAAAAUCAUCGGGAGAACAGCGGCAAGAUGGAACACCCGAUGGUACACCAGGGAGACUGGCGACUUCUCACAGUCAAGAGGACAGGAAACAUCCAUCCAUUGAGGGUCCAGAGAGAAAUGGUCCGCCAUCUUCUUCAAGUAACAACAAUACCGUCGGCCGCAAGAGUGAGGAGCGCACAGAAGAUACUCCGAGCAGUACUGAAAUUAUUGUUGCCGCACCGUCUGAAGAGGGACAGGAGCGUGAAAAUGUCGCUGCUUCCUUGGAACAACCCGAGGGAAAUUCCACGGCCGCACCGGCCAUUACCACUCAAACAAUUUCCACGACACCGACUGACGACGGUACUGUGGACACCGUCAGAAUGAGUGAUGCAGCAGAACAAUCAACAGGAACCGCUCAAACAAAUCAUACGAUGACACCUGGCGACAGUGACAGCAGCACCGCGGUCUCCCACACCACUUCCCCUCUUUUGCUUCUUCUUGUUGUUGCGUGUGCGGCUGCUGCUGCGGUGUUGGCCGCGUGA
Messenger RNA from Trypanosoma cruzi, 840 nucleotides. RefSeq names its product mucin-associated surface protein (MASP), putative. The transcript has a single exon. The record is from RefSeq and is a predicted model, not a curated record. Bases 1 to 840 code for a protein of 279 amino acids. Lineage: Eukaryota; Euglenozoa; Kinetoplastea; Trypanosomatida; Trypanosomatidae.